This is a messenger RNA of Schistocerca gregaria, 918 nucleotides long. RefSeq lists its product as uncharacterized. Lineage: Eukaryota; Metazoa; Arthropoda; Insecta; Orthoptera; Acrididae. Gene Ontology annotation, cellular component: endoplasmic reticulum. The transcript is spliced from 2 exons. The record is from RefSeq and is a predicted model, not a curated record. The coding region runs from base 157 to 744 and encodes 195 amino acids.
UAUUGCCAAGGCUAAGAUUUCGAUUUUUAGCCUAGGUUCAUCAAGAAGGUGAAACCUUCUUGAAUAUCUAAGUCUUUCGCCAUAAGCACUUAUCCUUCAUUACCACACUUCUUACAUACAGGUCUUUCAAUACUCUCUAUCCAAAGGCGCGAAAACAUGAGGUGGCCGAUUUUUCUAGCGACUCUAUUCAUAAUCACCUUGUGUUCACUUCCUUUUGCUGUAUCUGACGGCGAGCCCUUCCUAGUCGUCGGAAGAUUCAUACAUGGCCCUAACAUUGUCCACAAGAACAUGUUUGUUACUACACAAAUAUACAAUACAGGAAAUAGUACGGCCUAUAACAUCAAGAUAUUAGACUCAUUUUGGAAGAGUAACAACUUCACCAAUAUCAGGUUCUCCGAGAUUAUAGUAGAUAAACUAGAACCUGGGCAAAAUUUCACACAUGUCACUACAGUUGUCCCUACCAAAUCCAAGUUAUAUAAUGCAGCAUCUGCCAUAGUUAGCUAUCAUACAGAGUCUGAUCCAACAGAAAUUUUCGUUUAUUCCAAUACUCCAAAUUUUGGAAAGUUCCGCAUAUACCGCCCAAAUGAAGCUUCGGACGACACAACUUAUAAUUUUGAAUGGGUCACUUUUGCAGUCAUCAUCGUUUUGUCAGUUGCAUUUCCUGUUACUUCCUAUAUACAAGCUCGCUCGAAAUUCAGUAAAAUAUACCUCAGCCACAGAAAAGGUAGGGUUGAAAAAAACUAGCAACACUACGCAAAUGGAAAGUAAAUUAAUUUUACCCUUUUUCCUAAUACCAAAACGCUUUAGGAAUAGAACUUCUAUAUAAAUAAAAUAGGCAAGCGAAACAGAAUAAACAGAAAAUAUGUUGCUCGUAUAAUGUCUGUUCGAGUCCUAGAACAGCAUAUUGAAGUCACAGCA